Molecule: messenger RNA, 1525 nt
Organism: Danaus plexippus (monarch butterfly)
Lineage: Eukaryota; Metazoa; Arthropoda; Insecta; Lepidoptera; Nymphalidae
Product: aldo-keto reductase AKR2E4-like
Exons: 8
Coding region: 334-1320 (328 amino acids)
Cellular component (GO): cytosol
Molecular function (GO): aldose reductase (NADPH) activity
Source: RefSeq, a predicted model, not a curated record
UAACUAACGUGUCGUGUUGAGUCUGCCGCUGAGAACCCGCGGCGGUGAGAACAACAUAUUUACGACAUAUAAAUAAUGUGUUUCCAUAACACAUCACAAGUGCAGUAAUUCUUUUAAAACAUAUUAAUUACACAACGUUAUCAUUCAACUGACUCGAGCGAGGUCAACGCCUCGUCAGUGAUGCCAACAUAACAACAUAUUACAAGUGAUAGAAAUGGCGGGACAGUGUCAGUGUGUCUUCAACUACGUUUGUUUUCGAAUGUUCCUCGAAGAUUAAGAUUACCUUUAUGACUAUAUAAAAAUAUUGAAAAACACGUUUUUAGAUAUUUAUCUAUGACCGUCGGCCAAACGAAUGUUCCGAAAUACAAACUCAUUAACGGAAGAGAGAUGCCCGCCAUUGCUCUGGGGACUUACUUAGGGCACGACAAGAGCGGUAUGGUGAGGUCGGUCAACAAACAGCUGAGGGACGUGGUGAUGCAAGCCAUAGACGUCGGGUACAGACACUUCGACACAGCGGAGAUAUACGGUACUGAGGAGGAGCUGGGGGAGGGAGUCCGGAGGAAGAUGGAGGAGGGAGCCGUCCGCAGGGAGGAACUGUUCAUUACCGACAAGCUAUGGAACACUCACCACAAGCGGGAGCAGGUGGUGCCGUCUCUGAGGGAGUCUCUCAGUAAGAUGGGACUGAGUUACAUAGACCUGUUCCUCAUGCACUGGCCCAUGGGACUUCAUGAGGACUACACGCACUCGGACGUGGACUUCAUGGAGACGUGGCUGGGCCUGGAGGACGCGGUGCGGCUCGGCCUCGCGAGGAACAUCGGCGUGUCCAACUUCAACAAGCAACAGCUGGAGAGGAUCCUCCGCGAGGGCAGCAUCCGACCAGCGGCGCUGCAGAUAGAGGUCCAUCCUCAAAUAAUACAAACGGAGCUGGUGCAGCUCGCUCAGCGUCACCAGCUCGUGGUGAUGGGGUACAGUCCGUUCGGGUCGCUGGUGACCAGGUACGGCCUCACGUUCCCCGGACCCACCAUCGACGACCCCACACUCGUCGCCAUAGCACGCAGACACCACAAGACUACACCACAAGUGGUACUGAGGUGGCUGGUCGACAGGAACGUCGUGCCGGUCACCAAGACCGUCAGCCCCUCGCGGCUGAAGGAGAACAUCGACAUAUUCGACUUUGAAUUGAGCGCCAGAGAAAUCGAAAUCAUCAACAAGUUUGAUGAAAAAACCCGCUACACCCUCCCGUCGUUUUGGCAAACACACGCUUACUACCCGUUUGAAAAGGUCGACAAUCCUUCAGCAGACCCUUUCAUCAAACAUUAGUAUUAUUAUGUCGGCAAUACACACGUGUCGGAAAUCAAUAGAAAAUUUAAAAAAUAUUUUAGUUCUCGAAAAGUAUUUUACUGUUUUGUAACUCAUUAAGGAGUCCUAGUAGUAGUAACUUCGCAUUUAUCAUUGUAUUCUUUUACUUUAAAGUUUAAAACAUAAGAUUGAAAUAAAUGUUUCUUCAAUAUUCAUUUUAUUUAAA